GAGGGCCUCGCUCACUUUUUACUUCCGCUUCCUUCAAGUAAAGAGGUGGAACCUCCCCCACCUUUUUCACCGAGAAGGCGGCGGCGGCUCCAGCGACUCCAGCUUGCGAUGUUUGGCCUCAAAAGAAACGCAGUAAUCGGACUCAACCUCUACUGUGGGGGGGCCGGAUUGGGGACCGGCAGCGGCGGCGCCUCGCCUUCGGGGGGGCGGCUUCUGGCUGUGGGGAAGGAGGCCGCAGCUAGGCGGGAGGCAGGGGGUGAGGAAGCCGGUGCGGUGAUUGGCGGAAGCACCGGCGCGAGUCCCCCGGCCGCGAUCGCGCCAGAUGCCCGGAGGGUCGCGCGGCCCUCGCCCAUUGGCGCCGAGAGCCCCGACGUCACUACGACCCCCGCGAGGCUGCUGUUCUUCGCGCCCACCCGCCGCAUGUCGCCGCCUGAAGAAAUGGAAGCCCCAGCUGCCGACGCCAUCAUGUCGCCCGAAGAGGAGCUGGACGGGUACGAGCCGGAGUCUCUCGGGAAGCGGCCGGCUGUUUUGCCCUUGCUGGAGUUGGUCGGGGAGCCUAGUAAUGGCCCUGGCACUGACGGCUCACUACCCUCGACACCCCCAGCAGAGGAGGAGGACGACGAAUUGUACCGUCAGUCGCUGGAGAUUAUCUCUCGGUACCUUCAGGAGCAGGCUACUGGCUCCAAGGACGUGAAGCCAAUGGACGGGUCUGGGGCCGCCAGCCGGAAGGCGUUAGAGACCCUACGAAGGGUCGGGGAUGGUGUGCAGCGCAACCACGAGACGGCCUUCCAAGGCAUGCUUCGUAAACUGGACAUCAAAAACGAAGACGAUGUCAAAUCUUUGUCUCGAGUGAUGGUCCAUGUUUUCAGUGACGGCGUAACAAACUGGGGCAGGAUUGUGACUCUCAUUUCUUUUGGUGCCAUUGUGGCCAAACACUUGAAGAGUAUAAACCAAGAAAGCUGCAUCGUACCAUUAGCAGAAAGCAUCACAGAUGUUCUCGUAAGGACAAAACGAGACUGGCUAGUCAAACAAAGAGGCUGGGAUGGUUUUGUGGAAUUCUUCCAUGUAGAGGACCUAGAAGGUGGCAUCAGAAAUGUGCUGUUGGCAUUUGCAGGUGUUGCUGGGGUAGGAGCUGGUUUGGCAUAUCUAAUAAGAUAGCCUUUUAAGUGCAAUAACUGGACUCUUAACCAACUCCAGCCACCAAAACCACAUUGUCUGCUAUGAAAUCAGAUGUAUUUAUGAAGUUGGACCUCAAGCUGUCCAGGCUGUAACCUCCAAGAGUUCUGCUCUAGCAACUAGAAAAGCAAGUGGCGAGAGGAUUAUGGCUAACAAAAAUAAAUACAUGGGAAAAGUAGUCCCCCUUGAAGAGACGCGCUGUCUGAAAGAAGCAAGGUUCAGUUUCAGCAACAAGCAAACUUUGUUUGGGAGGCCCUGGAGGAGGACUUUUAGAUUUAGUAAAGAUAGAGUGGGCAGACUGAAUUUUCCUUGUCUAGAACAGGAGAGUGGCCAGUAGCCAGGCUAGUUGUAGAGUUCAUUAAAUAUACCCACUGAAUUUCAUGACUUCUGUAGUAUUAAAAGAGAAGCACUAAUAGUGCCAGUGAUCUGUGUAAGAGGGAUUUAAGCUACAGGUAAUAGAACUAUGACUAGAAGCCUCAGUACUGUACAACAGUGAAGGGAAAGCUGUUUGCUCUCUAAUUAGCUUUCCCAGGUAUACUUCUUGAAGAAUAUAAAGUGUAAGUGCUCAGGACUUUCAUACCUGUUCUACUUUGGCUUAUUUUGACUGACUGUUAGUUUAAUAGCAUAAUAAAGACCAAGAAUACUUGACUUAAAGGCUCAAAAAUUAGUUGCAAAUAUGGAAUAUCCUCAAUUUUUAAAACACAAAACAACUUGUAAAUGUAUUUGUCUGUAAAAAUUGUAUAUAUUUUUACAGAAAGUCUAUUUCUUUGAAAUGUAAAGGAGAAAGAGUCUGGAAUUCACAGUAGUUUUUCAUGCCCUUUUGAAAUUUACAACUUCAGUAGUUAGGAACCUGUUUCUUAACAGCUUUACUAAACUUUGUCCUGGUCAGUUCUAGAUUGUCUACAGAACCAAGUGAUGUAAUUGUAAGCAACCUAGUUGUAAUGGAACGAUUCUGAGUCAACUAUGCAGGCUUUAAUUUUCCUGUCUGAUUUUCGUAAGUAUUCCUUAGAUAGUUUGGGUUUUUUUUUUUAAGUCUGGGAGAUUGUGAAAUUGAGGAGUGGAGAGUAAUCCUUUCACAUAGUUAACUCGUAGAUUUUCAAUAAUUAAGUCAAGGUGGCUUUUUUUUUCUGUUUUUGUUUUUGAGACAGGGUGGGGCAUGUGGGCUGAGGACAUAAAAAUAAUGGACUCUGGGCAACUAAUUUGAGUUCCUUCCAUUUGACCUUAUUUAACGGGUGAAAUUUAAACUGAGUUCAUGAGCUCAUCUUCAAAGCUUUUGCUAAGAGGUUUUCAGCUGUUCCAAAUGGGACUUACAAGAAGUAUGUGUAUAAAAAGAUCACAUCAGGUGGAUGAGAGGCAUUUGGUCCCUUGUUUGCUUAAUACAUUGUAAAAUUAUGACUUGGAAAAGCAGGCUCUAGUCUAACCAUGGUGCUAUAUUUAGGCUUGCUUGUUAAACACAGGUCUAAGCCUAUUACUUCAAUAAAGCAAAUACUUACUGUUUCAUUUCUAUAAA
This is a messenger RNA of Manis pentadactyla (Chinese pangolin), 2686 nucleotides long. RefSeq names its product MCL1 apoptosis regulator, BCL2 family member (gene MCL1). Gene Ontology annotation, molecular function: protein heterodimerization activity; channel activity; protein homodimerization activity. Lineage: Eukaryota; Metazoa; Chordata; Mammalia; Pholidota; Manidae. The coding region runs from base 109 to 1158 and encodes 349 amino acids. Gene Ontology annotation, cellular component: mitochondrial outer membrane. The record is from RefSeq and is a predicted model, not a curated record. The transcript has 3 exons. Gene Ontology annotation, biological process: intrinsic apoptotic signaling pathway in response to DNA damage; mitochondrial fusion; positive regulation of apoptotic process.